Molecule: messenger RNA, 3589 nt
Organism: Platichthys flesus (European flounder)
Lineage: Eukaryota; Metazoa; Chordata; Actinopteri; Pleuronectiformes; Pleuronectidae
Gene: nqo1
Product: NAD(P)H dehydrogenase, quinone 1
Exons: 8
Coding region: 1793-2662 (289 amino acids)
Cellular component (GO): cytosol
Molecular function (GO): NAD(P)H dehydrogenase (quinone) activity
Source: RefSeq, a predicted model, not a curated record
UGAAGGAGCUCGUCCUCGGUGUGUGGCGGGUCAGAGUCCCACCUCAGUGAAGGCCUGUCAUGGAGCCUCGUGCUUCGUGUGUGAGAACAUGAAACCUCAGGAGACCAGAGACUGAUGACAUGCUGGGAAGUGGCUGUUCAAUGGAAGAAAGGUGAUGUCCCCUCUGAUGUCUCCUCUGAAUGUGAUGUCUCCUCUGAAGGUGAUGUCUCCUAUGAUGUCUCCUCAGAAUGUGAUGUCUCCUCCUAAUGUCUCCUACGAUGUCUCCUUUGAAUGUGAUGUCCCCUCUAUGAUGCGAUGUCUCCUCCGAUGUGAUGUUUCCUUUGAUGUCUUAUAUGAUGUCUCCUCUGAAUGUGAUGUCUCCUAUGAUGUCUCCUUUGAAUGUGGCGUCCCCUCUAAUGUCUCCUCUGAUGUGAUGUAUCCUCUGAUGUCUCUUCAGAUGUGAUGUCUCCUUUGAUGUCUUCUAUGAUGUCUCCUCUGAAUGUGACGUCUCCUCUGAUGUCUCCUCUGAAUGUGCUCUAAUGUCUCCUAUGAUGUCUCCUUUGAAUGUGAUGUCCUCUCUAAUGUCUCCUCUGAUGUGACGUCUCCUCUGAUGUCUCCUAUGAUGUGAUAUCUCCUCUGAUGUCUCCUAUGAUGUGGUGUCUCCUUUGACGUCUUCUCUAAUGUCUCCUCUGAAUGUUAUGUCUCCUCUGAUGUCUCCUCUGAAGGUGAUGUCUCCUCUGAAUGUGAUGUUUCCUUAGAUGUCUUCUCUGAUGUCUCCUUUGAUGUCUUCUAUGAUGUCUCCUCUGAAUGUGAUGUCUCCUAUGAUGCCUUCUCUGAUGUCUCCUCUGAAUGUGAUGUCUCCUCUGAUGUCUCCUCUGAAUGUGAUGUGUCCUCUAAUGUCUCCUAUGAUGUCUCCUUUGAAUGUGAUGUGUCCUCUAAUGUCUCCUAUGAUGUCUCCUUUGAAUGCGAGGUCCCCUCUAAUGUCUCCUCUGACGUCUCCUCUGAAAGUGAUGUCUCCUCUGAUGUCUCCUCUGAAUGUGAUGUGUCCUCUAAUGUCUCCUCUGAAUGUGAUGUGUCCUCUAAUGUCUCCUAUGAUGUCUCCUUUGAACGUGAUGUCCCCUCUAAUGUCUCCUCUGAUGUGAGGAGACAUUAGAGGCACAGAGGGCCUGUGAUGUCUCCUCUGACGUCUCCUUUGAAUGUGAUGUAUCCUCUGACGUGAUGUCUCCUAUGAUGUCUCCUACGACGUCUCCUUUAUACAAACAGACAGAGGACAGAGGACAGAGGACGUCUGGACAGACGGACGGACAGACGGACAGAGGGACAGACGGACAGAGGGACAGAGGGACAGACAGACAGACGGACAGAGGGACAGACAGACGGACAGAGGUACAGACGGACAGAGGGACAGACAGACAGACAGAUACACACUAUUGAGUAUAGUGUUGCUCUAUCACCCUGUGUUGUUAUCAUAUGAUAUCGUAGUACAUGUGAGUGUCUUUGUUGUGUCUCCUGAGCCAGAGGAGCUGGUGACAUGAGACACAAGGACGUGACUGAGCCGCUCAGGUUCAACCCCCCCGACGCCGUACACCACUCUACUUCUAAUGAGAUGAAAAGAAGUCAGAUUAAAGCUUUUCUGAAUCACAUGACCCGCUCCAAUAAUCCUUUUGUGUAGUUGUGUAGUUGUGGCUCUCACACACUUCAGCUCCAGUAGAUAUAGGAUCUCUGAACAUGUUUCUCACGCGAACCCGCCACUGGUCUAUAAGAGUCCUGAGGAACCAGGCCCAGGCCACAGACGGAUCCAGCAGCGAGCGCAAUGGCUCAGAGGACAGCUCUGAUUGUGUACGCCCACCAGAGCCCGGGCUCCUUCAACGCGGCGCUCCGGGACUCGGCGGUUCAGGAGCUGACGGAUCAGGGCUUCAGGGUCACGGUGUCUGACCUCUACGCCAUGACCUUCAGGGCCAACGCCACACGGGAUGACAUCAGCGGUGACCUGAGGAACUGCACGCUGUUCCAGUACGGAGAGGAGGCCAUGCACGCCUGGAUGGAGGGGCGCCUCAGUGACGACAUUGUGGCAGAGCAACGCAAAGUGGAAGCGGCGGAGCUGAUCAUCUUCCAGUUUCCUCUGUACUGGUUCAGUGUGCCGGCCAUCAUGAAGGGCUGGAUGGACCGAGUUCUCACACAAGGUUUCGCCUUCUCCAUGGAAAAGAUGUACAACCAUGGUAUUUUCAAGGAUAAGAAAGCCAUGUUGUCCUUCACGACUGGAGCCACACAGACGAUGUUCCGCCCGGACGGCAUCAACGGAGACAUCAACGUCUCACUGUGGCCUCUGCAGAACGGCACUCUGCACUUCUGUGGCUUUCAGGUUCUCGCUCCUCAGAUAUUCUGGAGUCCGGCUCAUUGCCCCCCCCCUGUGCGAGCGGCGAUGCUGGAAGGCUGGCGAGCGCGACUGAAGGGCCUGCUGGCGGAGAAGCCGUUGACCUUUGCUCCCUGUGAGCUGUUUGACCUCAGCUUCCAGGGGGGGUUCUCCCUGUGGCCCAAGGUGAAGGAGGACCAGGAGUCGCAGCCCUACGGCCUCACCACGGGCCACCACCUGGGGAAACCACUGCCGCCGGACAACCAGACCACGGCUCAGCCCGCAGAGGCACCUGCAGCAAAGAACUCUGAGUUCACACACACAUCUUGAGUCGUGUUAAGCUCGUUACUGGCUCUGGUGGAGAGUCACAUCUACUGAAGAUGAGUUGUUCAUACUCCACCACAUUUCCACGACAGAGCUUUUUAACUUUUACUCAACUAAAAUUUUGAAUUCUACUUCUGGAGGAAAUGUUGUUUUUAUUUGUGUCUAUUGUGUUUCCCUCUGUCCUCUGUUCUGAACUCAUUAGAUAUGGGCGUGGCAAAUGGGUCAAUAGCCCCCCCCACCAAACGCAGCUCCUCAUUUCGCUUUCACCAAUAUUCACGAAAUACGUUACACACGUGAAUCAUGACCAGACACACAAAGAGUCUCAAGGGGCAUUAGGAAGAAAGCAACAGGAUCUCUGGCCUUUUCACUCCCACUUUACACAAUGUGUGUUUCACUUCAUCUCAACAACAUGGAGAUUAACACGACCUUGACUUCUUGUUUCGUCACGGUGGUUCCGUGGCGUCGCAGUCUGACUACACGCCAUCAAAACACGAGGUCGUUGUGUAACGUCACAGUGUCAGUAGCUAUAGAUUCCUCUGAUGUCUUAGAUGUUGCAAAGGUGGAAGAUAUGAUCUGGGUGUUUUUGACCUGAUCUGUUAGUCUGUAUGAAGUGAUAAUGAAAGUUAAUGGGUCAGUCACGUACUGGCAACAGUUUAAAUCUUUAAAUUGAUUUAAAUAAACACUUUAUUGUGUUGUCUGCACUUGGUGGCGUGGACCGUGAUGCAUCAUGGUGGCUGUGAAGUGAAGCGUUUGGCCCGCUCCCCGUCCGCCCUCCCCCGCCGAUGAAUCCAUAUCAAGUAUCCGAGGAUCAGGAUGAUUUUAUUUAAAUGAUGCUACAGAGAUCAAAUGUAUCAUUAUUAUUGUAUAAAGAUUGUAAAACCCUUUAAGACACAUUUUUGAUUUUGGAGCAUAUAUUAAACUGACUUAACUUGA